GCAGAUCGCUUCCUGUCGCUCUCGGCCGACUCCAGGAUCCGCCGCCCUGCGGUCACCUGCAGGGAGACCAUGCCGAGACCCCGGAAGAGGUCGGCUGCGGCGGCUGGCCCAGACAAGAAGGGGCUAUCAGGAAAACGUACCAAAACUGAGAAUUCAGGUGAGGCAUCAGCUAAGGUGGAGAACUCCAGUCCUCAGAAGAUUUCAGACUCUAAAAACUGUGGGAAGAAUCUAAGCAGCCAUUGGCUGAUGAAGUCAGAGCCGGAGAGCCGACUAGAGAAAGGGGUAGAUGUGAAGUUCGGCAUUGAGGAUCUCAAAGCACAGCCCAAGCAGACAGCAUGCUGGGAUGGUGUUCGAAACUACCAGGCUCGGAACUACCUUAGAGCCAUGAAGCUGGAGGAAGAAGCGUUCUUCUACCACAGCAACUGCAAAGAACCAGGCAUUGCAGGACUUAUGAAGAUUGUGAAGGAGGCUUACCCAGACCACACACAGUUUGAGAAAAACAGUCCCUAUUAUGACCCAUCCAGCAAAAAGGACAACCCCAAAUGGUCCAUGGUGGAUGUACAGUUUGUUCGGAUGAUGAAGCGUUUCAUCCCACUGGCUGAGCUCAAAACCUAUCACCAAGCUCACAAAGGCACUGGUGGCCCCUUAAAAAAUAUGGUUCUCUUCACUCGCCAGAGACUCUCAAUUCAGCCCCUGACCCAAGAAGAGUUUGAUUUUAUUUUGAGCCUGGAGGAAAAGGAACCAAGUUAACUGAAAUACUGUUUCCUGGAAUGGGCAUGACAUUACUCCAAAGAAGUCAAGCUUUUUUAAGACAUAAGAAGGUGCAAGAAGGCUUGCUUGUGUUCUUGUGUACGUUUUUCAAUAAAACAUUAAUACCAAA
Galeopterus variegatus (Sunda flying lemur) is the source of this 880-nucleotide messenger RNA. RefSeq names its product thymocyte nuclear protein 1 (gene THYN1). Gene Ontology annotation, cellular component: nucleus. The record is from RefSeq and is a predicted model, not a curated record. Lineage: Eukaryota; Metazoa; Chordata; Mammalia; Dermoptera; Cynocephalidae. The transcript is spliced from 7 exons. The coding region runs from base 70 to 750 and encodes 226 amino acids.